CUAGCUAACCACUGUAACGAUAUAUUUGAGAGACAAUUGCUAAUUGUGCAAAUAUUUAUGUUUUUAGUAAACUUUGAAGACGAAAUACAGUUAACACGUUGUCAACAAUGUAAACCAAUCACUUCUGCUUCGCCCCAUAGUUGCACACACUUCGGUUUUGUUGCGAAACAACCAACCAGUUGCAUUAUCAGUGGUUAGAGUUGGACAUUAUUUGUGGAACAUUUGUUUGUGGAACAUGUGUUCCGUGUCUGUUUCCAGUCGGUAACAUUAUUCGCCUAGUGUGCAUCUCUGAAACUAGCUAGCUAGUAGCCGCUAAACAUGGCUACAGUUCUCCCACCCAGACCUUGCGAUAGCAACCCUGCAACACCGGGAGCCCAGUCUAUAAAGGAUGACAUUGAGGAUGUUUCCAAUGAUGGCAGUCAAGCUCCAAAAAGGCGGCGCAUGGGUUCAGGCGACAGUUCCAGAAGUUGUGACACCUCCAGUCAGGAACUUGGGCCCACAUACUUCUCAGCAGAAAAUCUGACUGAGUACAGGUGGCCCUCAGAUGGCAGUGGGGAGUACUAUAUGUUGCAAGAACAAGUCAGUGAAUAUCUGGGAGUGACUUCAUUCAAGCGAAAAUAUCCAGAUUUGGAAAGGAGAGACCUCUCCCACAAGGAGAAGCUAUAUCUGAGGGAGCAAAAUGUCAUCACCGAGACGCAGUGCACCUUGGGUUUGACUGCUUUACGAAGUGAUGAAGUCAUUGAUUUAAUGAUCAAGGAGUACCCGGGCAAACAUGCUGAGUAUUCUGUCAUUCUCCAAGAGAGGGAGCGUCAGAGGAUAGCAAAAGAGUACUCUAAAAUGCAGCAACAAAACCCUCAGAAGGUUGAAGCCAGUAAAGUGCCAGAGUACAUAAAGAAAGCAGCCAAGAAAGCUGCAGAGUUCAACAGUAACUUCAACCGGGAAAGGAUGGAAGAGAGAAGGGCAUAUUUUGACCUUCAGACACAUAUUAUCCAAGUACCCCAAGGGAGGUAUAAAGUUCUUCCUCCAGAGAGAACCAAGACUGGACCCUAUCCAGUGGCCCUCAUCCCUGGGCAGUUCCAGGACUAUUACAAAAGGUACUCUCCCAAUGAGCUGCGCUACUUACCCCUGAACACAGCCCUGUUCGAGCCCCCCCUUGACCCAGAGCUGCCUGCCCUGGACAGCGAUGGGGACUCGGAUGAUGCAGAUGAAAACAAGGGAGAAGAGGGCAAGAAAAAUUCAGACAGCUCAUCUGGAAACACCUCAGAUGGGGACAGUCAGGACAGUGGAGUGCAGUCAAAGGGCAAGGCCAAGGACAGGACUGCCACCCCGGCUAAAGAUGCCACCCCACGCAUCAACCAACACAAAUCUGUCCCUGGGUACAAGCCUAAGGUCAUACCCAAUGCUAUUUGUGGCAUUUGCCAGAAGGGUAAGGAGUCCAACAAGAAAGGAAAGCCAGAAGCUCUCAUUCACUGCUCACAGUGUAAGAACAGUGGUCACCCAUCGUGCCUGGAUAUGAGUGAGGAGCUGGUGGGCCUGAUUAAGACCUACCCGUGGCAGUGCAUGGAGUGUAAGACGUGCACGGUGUGUGAGCAGCCCCACCACGAGGAGGAGAUGAUGUUCUGUGACAAGUGUGACCGGGGCUUCCACACCUUCUGCGUGGGCCUAGACUCCAUCCCUCUAGGAUGCUGGGUUUGUGAGUGUUGCAUCAAGGAGUUCUCAACGCCCAAGAAAAAAGGAGGAAUAAAAACACCCCAAAAAUCUAAAUCUGCACACAAAUAGAAUGUGAUUACUGACAGUGAUCAACUCAACAAGCUAAUCUUCAAUUUUAAAGAUACUUUUUGUACUUUUGAUUAAGACUAAGUUUGGUAAUCCUGUAUAUAUGGAUUUACUUUGUCACAAUUGGAUUUGAAAUGUCAUUGCCACUGAAGUAAACAUUUUUUUAAUAA
Molecule: messenger RNA, 1946 nt
Organism: Oncorhynchus keta (chum salmon)
Lineage: Eukaryota; Metazoa; Chordata; Actinopteri; Salmoniformes; Salmonidae
Gene: phf10
Product: PHD finger protein 10
Exons: 12
Coding region: 319-1779 (486 amino acids)
Cellular component (GO): npBAF complex
Source: RefSeq, a predicted model, not a curated record